AUGGUCGCCCAAAAGAUUGAUGGAACGGCUAUCGCCAAGUCGAUUCGCGAACGCCUGCAUGACCAAAUCAAAAAGAAGCAAGAGACCUCGCCGAGGUUUAAACCUGCGUUGACUAUCAUCCAAGAUCGGACUCGAGUAGGUUCUCCUCUACCUAUAGAUCCAAAUUUUAAAGUUUUUAGGCCAGUGGUUGACAAUUAUGAAGGCGUCUAUGUUCGCAUGAAGCUAAAGGCUGCCGAAGAGGCCGAAAUCAGCUGUGAAAUAAAAAAGUUCGAUGAGGAUGUUACUCAGGCAGAGGUUCUGGAAUACAUCUAUAGCCUGAACAACAAUACCAAAAUUCAUGGCAUCCUUGUUCAGCUUCCUCUUCCUAAGCAUCUCUCUGAACAUACUAUCACAUCGGCUGUCGAUGCGGAAAAAGAUGUCGAUGGUUUUGGUACCAUCAACAUCGGAGAGCUUGCUAAGCGUGGCGGCGAGCCUUUGUUCGUUCCAUGCACUCCCAAAGGUGUUAUGACUCUGCUUGAAGAAUCCGGCGUCGAUCUGAAAGGAAAAAAUGCCGUUGUUUUGGGCAGAAGUGAUAUCGUUGGAAGCCCCGUUUCGUAUCUCUUGAAGAAUGCAGAUGCCACAGUUACUGUCUGCCACUCUAGGACAGAAAACCUCCCUGAAAUCAUCAAGGGGGCAGAUGUCUUGGUCGCAGCUAUCGGAAAAGCUCAAUUUGUCAAAGGAGAGUGGUUGAAGCCCGGCGCCGUUGUCAUUGAUGUUGGUACAAAUUACAUCCCAGACAGUACUAAGAAGUCUGGCCAGAGGAUGGUCGGCGAUGUCGACUAUGAUUUAGCUUUUGAGGUUGCCUCUUACAUUACACCAGUCCCUGGUGGUGUCGGACCAAUGACUGUCUGCAUGCUUAUGCAGAAUGUCGUCAACUCUGCUAUGCGCUUCUACGAUCGUACUGCUGCCCGCUCAGUUACACCAAUCCCUCUCAAACUCCUCACACCGGUCCCUAGCGAUAUCGCUAUCUCUAGAGCCCAGCACCCCAGGAGCAUCAAGGCUAUUGCAAACGAGCUUGGGAUCACUGAUACUGAGUGCGAGUUGUAUGGUGCCUAUAAGGCUAAGAUCAAGCUCGAAUUGCUUGAUCGAUUGUCCCACCGCAAGAACGGAAAGUACGUCUUGGUUGCCGGUAUUACACCUACCCCUCUCGGUGAGGGUAAGUCGACAACCACUGUCGGUCUUGUCCAGGCUCUUGCCGGUCAUUUGGACAAGAUUGCCUUCGCCAAUGUUAGACAGCCAAGUCAAGGACCUACCUUUGGUAUCAAGGGUGGUGCAGCUGGAGGUGGUUACAGUCAGGUCAUUCCCAUGGACGAGUUCAACCUCCACUUGACCGGCGAUAUCCACGCUAUCACUGCUGCGAAUAACUUGUUGGCUGCCGCCAUUGAAACAAGAAUGUUCCACGAAAACACUCAGAAGGAUAAGGCGCUCUACAGCCGUCUUGUCCCGAGAAAGAAGGGAAAGAGGGAAUUUGCCCCUGUUAUGUUCCACCGCUUGAAGAAGCUCGGAAUUAAUAAGACAAAUCCCGAUGAGUUGACUGAGGAGGAGAUCACGAAGUUCGUUAGGCUUGAUAUUGAUCCCGAUACCAUCACAUGGCGUCGUGUGCUUGAUAUCAACGAUCGUCAUUUGCGCCAAAUCACUGUUGGACAGGCUCCAACUGAGCGUGGACAGACUAGAGUUACAGGAUUCGAUAUCUCUGUUGCCAGCGAAUGUAUGGCUAUCCUUGCGCUUUCCAACAGCCUUAGUGAUAUGAGAGAGCGACUUGGAAACAUGGUUAUUGGUACCAGCAGGUCCGGCGACCCAGUUACCUGCGAUGAUAUCGGCGCCGGUGGUGCCCUUACCGCCUUGAUGAAGGAUGCUAUCAAGCCUAACCUUAUGCAAACUUUGGAGGGAACUCCAGUUUUUGUCCAUGCUGGUCCCUUCGCCAACAUCAGUAUCGGAGCAAGCUCUAUCUUGGCUGACAAGAUUGCGCUCAAGCUCGCCGGUACUGAGUCGGAUGAAGACUACGAGACUAAGGCUGGUUAUGUCGUUACCGAAGCUGGUUUCGACUUUACCAUGGGUGGUGAGCGAUUCUUCAACAUCAAGUGCCGAUCGUCUGGCCUCGUUCCAGAUGUCGUCGUCAUUGUUGCUACAGUCCGUGCCUUGAAGGUCCAUGGAGGUGGCCCUGAGAUCACUCCAGGAGCUCCCAUCCCAGAGGCUUACACGACUGAGAAUAUCGACCUACUCAAGGCUGGCUGUAUCAACCUUGGCAAGCAUAUUGCGAACGCUAAGCGUUAUGGAGUUCCAGUUGUUGUUGCUAUCAACAAAUUCAGCACCGACACUGAAGCUGAACAUCAAGUCAUUCGCGAUGAGGCCAUCAAGGCAGGUGCCGAAGAUGCUAUCCCGGCCAACCACUGGGCUGAGGGUGGUCUCGGCGCCAUCGAUCUUGCCCAGGGAGUCAUCAAGGCUUCCACACAACCCAAGGACUUCAAGCUUCUUUACACUACCGAGGGUACCAUCGAAGAGAGGAUGGCCAUCAUUGCUAAGGAAAUGUAUGGCGCUGACGGCAUCGAAUUGAGCGAGCUAUCGAAAACCAAGAUUGAUACCUACUCUCGCCAGGGGUAUAACAAUCUUCCUAUUUGCAUUGCUAAGACUCAAUACUCUCUUUCACACGACCCCAGCUUGAAGGGCGCCCCAACCGGCUUCACCGUUCCAAUCCGUGACGUUCGUCUCUCUGCUGGCGCCGGUUAUCUGUAUGCUCUUGCUGCGGAUAUCCAGACUAUUCCUGGAUUGCCAACCGCCGCUAACUACAUCAACAUUGAUGUUGACCCCGAGACCGGCGAUGUCGACGGACUCUUCUAA
Orbilia oligospora ATCC 24927 is the source of this 2877-nucleotide messenger RNA. RefSeq lists its product as uncharacterized. Gene Ontology annotation, biological process: tetrahydrofolate interconversion. Lineage: Eukaryota; Fungi; Ascomycota; Orbiliomycetes; Orbiliales; Orbiliaceae. Bases 1 to 2877 code for a protein of 958 amino acids. The record is from RefSeq and is a predicted model, not a curated record. The transcript is spliced from 7 exons. Gene Ontology annotation, cellular component: cytosol. Gene Ontology annotation, molecular function: methylenetetrahydrofolate dehydrogenase (NADP+) activity; formate-tetrahydrofolate ligase activity; ATP binding.